GCAGUAAUUUGUCUCUCAUUUAUGUAUAUGAUUUUCAUAUAAUAGCAGCUAUUUAUAUGUAUUAAAAUAUGAAUAUGCAAACUAAAUUGUAUACUAGUUUUAUUGUGUUGCUUGGAAUUAUCCAAAACUUAGAAUGCUUAGUGAUUGACGGUUGUCCAUUAUUUGGAUGCAGACCAAGCGGAUCAUUUUCGUUUUACCUUCAAGUUCCUAGAGAAAACGUGUCCUUUAAAUGGAGCAGCUCGUUUGUUCUUGACCCUGUUCCAAACGCUCUCGGAUGCGUUGCUGACAGUGUUAAUAUUGUAUGCCCGUCUAACGGCCCGUUCUCGGAGGACAAAGGAUACAUAAGUUUGUAUAUCGAAAAUGGAACCAUUCGAUGGCGUGAUCGCGUGCUGCAUUUCCCUACGUUACCAUUGCUUGACAACUACGGUGACGUCACAGGAUCUGAUGGAGAAAAACUGGUACAUUAUGAUAGGGAUGGAAAACUGUAUCCUAUUAUUAAAUGUUAUGGUUUAAAUCCUAUGUUCAGCAUGCAGCUUGUUGGGACUAUGUACCUGCUACUAGUUGGCGAGCAAGGAGGACUUGUUGUCAGGGACACGAACGCUAUUCCAGUUGCAGAGAUAUUCCUUAACGAUACGGUACAACGAACAAACGGCACAUUUCUUCCAAUCUCACAGCCAGUCGUGAACGGUCAACGAUUCUACUUGCUGACAGAGUUUGUUCCAGAGUCCGAAAAUUUUGAUCCGUCAGUUUUGAACCUCCAACGUUUAUAUGCCAUUGACAUUCAUGAUAGACCUGCAGACAUAAUGACAAUCGCUUGGUCUUACAACUUUGAAAUGGAAAGUCCAACCAAUGAUGAAAUCAAUCAAGUUUCCAGAAAUGAAAAGAUUAUGCAUAUUAGAAACAGUAUCCAAAAACAGCAAAAUCUUUUGUGGGACUAUGCAACUCAAGGUGUCUACGUUUCUUUGCCGCCACCAUACAUGAGCAAUAGACAAUCAACUUUCUGGGGAUUCAGGGACGAGGGAAAUGAUACAUCAUUGACAAUUCGUUCACCUCUUGACGUCUCUCACUUAGCAACAUUUGAAGCUGACUCAGACGAUGUUCGUCAUCAUGACGGUGGUAAACAAAGUGGCUCUUAUUUAUGGAUCAGUACGGCCGAUUCUAGGCUAUGCACGAUCAAAUCAGACGGCAAUGUCUCGAGGACUAUAAAUGUUAACUCUAUUUUUGGCACUGACGUUGUUAUAACGUCAAAAUUAGCUCUCGUGAGACAAAACGACACCGCAGACGAUAUAUUGAUAUUCGGGGCAAAAAUAACAAAACAAACAGACUCUUUUCGAAAGGUUGUUGCAUCAUUUCCAAAUAUGAAUAUAAAUGAAACAUUCUACGUUGUUGCCAUAGAUACGUCUUCUCCAACGGGACACAUCAUGUGGAUGCAAGGAUUGCCUGACGGAUAUGAGGUAAAAGGGCAGAUAACAGGGUUCAGUGGUGCAGCCUACCAACAGAAAGAUCAGAUAGUGUUUUAUGCCGACAAUGGAAAAUCUGCGAAAAUAUUUAGCAUCAAUUAACUCGCUAUGUUUGCCAGAUUGGAAUUAAGUUAUUUCAUAUGUACGAUGAAUGAUAACUUGAAUAAAUUAAAUAAACAUUG
Ruditapes philippinarum (Manila clam) is the source of this 1642-nucleotide messenger RNA. RefSeq lists its product as uncharacterized. NCBI's taxonomy places the organism in Eukaryota, Metazoa, Mollusca, Bivalvia, Venerida, Veneridae. The record is from RefSeq and is a predicted model, not a curated record. Bases 69 to 1562 code for a protein of 497 amino acids. The transcript is spliced from 2 exons.